UUAAUUGUGACUGUCAAAAUAAGAAACGAAGAAAUGGCAUUGAGUUUAAUCGAAUUAUCCUGUUAAAGAUCAUGUUUUUGAUAAUUUUAUAGUGUAUGUAAAAUACAUUAAAAUGUUUUCUCUAACGGGACGCAGGCAUUUACAUAAGGUCCUCAAAACUUUGAGGUUAUCCUUUGCCGAUUUUAGCAAUUUACCCGAUAUAAAGAAGUUGAAUGCGGUGAGGACUGUCGAGAAGACGAUAGAUAACAAUACGAGUAUUUUUGUGGAGAGUCCCAUACAUGUUAAAAUUCAGCCCAUUGAUGUGAAUGAUUUAAAUGCUCAUAAUAAACUUACUAUGACUCUGUACAGUCACGGCAAGGAUGCGAGCGAUUUCCAAGUUAAACAGACUUCCAAACGGCUAGAAUUGUUAAACAAGAACACCGCCUCAGAUAAAAACGACGUAUGUCUGAUUCAGGUACCUUACCAGCUAAAAGUUCAGGUUUCGACUUCCGAUAAUGCUUCUGUUCACCUUUCAAAAUUAGAAGGCGAUGAAUUUAUAGUUAAAACACAGAAAGGGGCUGUGAACGUGACAGAUAUCAAAGCGCAGAAUAUUAAAAUUGAAACUGUCGAAGGAGAAGUCACAACUGAAGGUAGAAUACAAGCAAGCAAUAUUGAACUCAAAACAGGCUUAAAUUCUGGCAUUAAGUGUCAUAAUGUUAUGGCUAAUUCCUUCAUUGUCAGCACACAUGCCGGACCCAUAGCUGUAAAGUCAUGUUACAGUGAUAAUUCACAUUUCACAACAUUGAUGGGUAACAUUCGUCUUGACCACUUACAUAGAUCUGUGUUGAUUGACAUCAUCCAGCGAGGGAACUUACACAUAACUGGAUUCUCGGGGAAUAUCCAGGCCAGCCUAAAAAGUGGUGAGGUCUACAUGCAUGCAUCACAGUUGAUGGAAAAAAGCAGUAUCUUCAUUCAUGAAAAAGGCAAAGUUGAACUUCUCAUUCCAGAUAUAAUAAAUAAUUUGCCAGCAACAAAUCUGAUAGCUGAAAAAAUUACUGUUGAUGAUAAAAUAUUGAAGCUUGGAAGAUUCAUGGAUGAUUCACAUCCAAAAAGGUUUCGAUUUGAAAAGGAACCACAUAAUGAGUUGCAUAUAGUGUGUAAGAAUGGCUCGAUUGAUUUGAAAGAAACAGAUCUCCCGUUUAUAGUGUGAUUGCUGCAAUUCUAAUAGUUUUUUUUUUUUUUGUAAAUAUUAUAUUGUAUUUUACUAUGUUAGUAAGACUUGAAUGUUAUUUAUUUUUUUAAUUAAAAAUAGUGUUUAUAAUUUUGUUUAAAUACAUCAAGUUUUAUUUGAAACUACACUGUAAUUCAAGUGUAAUCUAUAGAACAAGAAAUCCUAAGUGUUUAAGGAUUUUAUUCCAAGUAUUAAUUUAUUUUUACACAAUGACAUUUGGUGAAUCUACCUUUUUUAAAGGUCAUUGUUAUAGUGGUUUUGUUAAAUGAAUGCUGUAUUACUACUGUGUAGUAUUAUUUAUAUAUUUAGUUAGUUUACAUAGAGAUUGACAAUGGCAAGAGUGAGCGGUUGUAUCUUGAAAACAUAGUUUGUUAGUAACUCAGCUUUUUGGUAGAUUUCUUCCAUUGUAUGAUAAUCAACCCAGGGGUACUAAGGUCAGAAGAACUAGGAAACCAAUCUACGACUAAAUACUUCCAUGCCAAUAUGGCUUGUGGUAGGUGAGAAUCACGUUUUCAUGUCAACUGGUUUAACUAACUGCUUAACAAGUUACUAUGUAGGCCUUCAGUGCUUGCUCGUCUUAAUGGCGAGGUAUCCGGAAACGGAACCUGGAUAAAUUAGCGGUUGGCUAAAUCAAUAAAUACUUAGACCGUUUUUGGAACCUAAAAGACAUAACACAGAGAAUCAAAUACCCUUUGUAAAUUCAGAGUUUCCGAAUAAUUAAAAAGAUUAUAAAGAGAUCUUUUUAUGGAGAUAAUGUGAGACACCUAAUAACAGUAUAUGAGACAAUGACUAAUAAUUCCGAGCGGGUCCCAAGGUUCGUUUAUAUAAAAAAACUAUUAAAAAUGUAUUUAGCAGCGAAGUCUGUGCUGUUUGAACAAUUAUUAUUUCUGCCAUUUCAAUUCAGAUCGUAUGCGAAGUUUUUUUUUUUUUGCUUAGAUGGGUGGACGAGCGCAUAACACAUCUGGUCUUAAGUGGUUACUUGAGAUAAAAGUUCUAAGGUCUCAGUAUAGUUACAGUUGAAAAUAUGACCACCUCUGGCUCUAGGUUUGAUAUAUUAUCUAAGUAUAGUAAAUUUUAAAUUAUAGCAAUAUUAAAGUUUAAUUAUUAAUUUAUUUAAAUCAUUCUAGAACACAACUGUGUUCACUAACUAAUUAGAGUAGGUCUUGUUUAGGUAAUUAAAACAACUUUUAUGCCUCUUUCUUGCGUAAAAGUGGUAAUAAUUUAUACCUACCUUGUCCAGAAAUCGCGAACACCGAAGAAAAUACUUUAGUACUAAUUUGUCAAGGCGUCUGCGUAUUGUGUUGUCUAAAAAAUUGGUCAUAAGAGAGUGAAGUUAUUAAUAGAUAUUAAUAUAAUUACGUGUGCAAAAACAUAUUGAAUUGUUCUAUUAUUGAAUCGUUAUGGUAUCUUAUUAUAGAAUGUUACGACGUUGAAGAUGUGUAUGUGGUUUAUCACGUAGUCCAAUUGUGGAGAAAUAAAUUA
Molecule: messenger RNA, 2692 nt
Organism: Bombyx mandarina (wild silkworm)
Lineage: Eukaryota; Metazoa; Arthropoda; Insecta; Lepidoptera; Bombycidae
Source: RefSeq, a predicted model, not a curated record